This is a messenger RNA of Pelmatolapia mariae (spotted tilapia), 2369 nucleotides long. Its product is annotated as gamma-enolase. NCBI's taxonomy places the organism in Eukaryota, Metazoa, Chordata, Actinopteri, Cichliformes, Cichlidae. Gene Ontology annotation, molecular function: magnesium ion binding; phosphopyruvate hydratase activity. Gene Ontology annotation, biological process: glycolytic process. The record is from RefSeq and is a predicted model, not a curated record. Gene Ontology annotation, cellular component: phosphopyruvate hydratase complex. The coding region runs from base 134 to 1438 and encodes 434 amino acids. The transcript is spliced from 13 exons.
UCCUCUUCUCUUCCUCCUCCCCUCCUGUUUCUCUCUCUCUCAUCGCUCUGCCUCUCCAGUAUUUUCUCAGUCGCCGUAAAAGGCAGAACUCACUCACACACACACACACACACACACACACACCGGCAUCAGGAUGUCGAUCGUCAGCAUAGUUGCCAGGGAGAUCUUGGACUCCCGUGGAAACCCCACUGUUGAAGUGGACCUCCGCACAGAAAAAGGUCUGUUCAGGGCUGCGGUGCCCAGCGGAGCAUCCACAGGGAUCUAUGAGGCUCUGGAGCUCCGAGAUGGAGACAAGAGCCGCUACAAGGGCAAAGGUGUUUUGAAGGCAGUUGGGCACAUCAACGAUACUCUGGCUCCAGCCCUUUUAGCCUCUGGCAUCAGCGUGGUGGAGCAGGAGCAGCUGGACAACAUGAUGAUCGAGAUGGACGGCACAGAAAACAAAUCCAAGUUUGGGGCCAAUGCCAUCCUGGGAGUGUCUCUAGCCAUCUGUAAGGCUGGCGCAGCAGAGAAAGAAGUCCCCCUGUACCGCCACAUAGCCGACCUGGCUGGAAACACAGAGCUGGUGCUGCCGGUUCCUGCCUUUAAUGUGAUAAACGGAGGAUCUCAUGCAGGAAACAAACUGGCCAUGCAGGAGUUCAUGGUGCUGCCAGUUGGGGCUGAAUCUUUCAAGGAGGCGCUAAGGAUAGGAUCAGAGCUCUACCACACACUGAAAGGAGUCAUUCAGGAGAAAUACGGCCAAGACGCCACCAACGUUGGAGAUGAGGGAGGAUUUGCUCCCAACAUCCUGGAGAACAGUGAGGCUCUGGAUCUGCUGCAGACAGCCAUUGAGAAGGCUGGCUUCACAGAAAAGGUGGUAGUCGGGAUGGACGUUGCCGCCUCGGAGUUUUACCGUGAGGGGAAGUACGACCUGGACUUCAAAUCCCCACCAGAUCCAGAGCGACACAUCACUGCAGAGGAACUGGCUGACAUCUACCAGGGCUUCGUCAACAGCUACCCAGUGGUGUCCAUCGAGGAUCCGUUUGACCAGGAUGACUGGGAGGCCUGGUCCCGCCUGACGGCCCAGGUGGGGAUCCAGGUUGUUGGGGAUGAUCUGACGGUGACCAACCCCAAGAGAAUAGAGAAAGCUGCCGAGGAGCGAGCCUGCAACUGCCUGCUACUCAAAGUGAACCAGAUCGGCUCUGUCACCGAGGCCAUACAGGCGUGUAAGCUGGCUCAGGCAAAUGGUUGGGGUGUGAUGGUCAGCCAUCGCUCAGGAGAAACAGAGGAUACCUUCAUUGCUGACCUGGUGGUGGGACUCUGCACUGGACAGAUUAAGACUGGCGCCCCCUGCAGAUCUGAGCGGCUGGCCAAGUACAACCAGCUCAUGAGGAUUGAGGAAGAGUUGGGCGACCAGGCUCGCUUUGCAGGCCAUAACUUCAGGAACCCCAGCGCUCUGUGAAACUGACUGACGAAUGACUUGCAAUGACACACACGCACACAAACACACAAACACAGACACACACACACACAAGGAACGAGCCAUGUAUAAAGACAGAUUACAGAUAAGCAAAAGAAAAAGAAAAUAGCUAAAAAUAACUUAAUAAAUAAAUUAUGCACUGAACUUAAAGGUAGGGAGAUGAAACUGUAUGCACACACACACACACACACACACACACACACACACACACACACACAGAGUGAGCAGAUGCAACACGUGUAAUGCACAUGCAGGGGAAUAACAUAAAAUCUGAAUAUUUAUAAGCCAGACAUGCACUGUUACUGUAGUUUUAAAGGAAUAGUUUGUGUACAGCCAGAGGACGGACCUGCAAAAAUAAAGAUUAAUAUUGUAAACACAGAGAGAAUAAUGAGUAAAGAUAUCAGAAAACCAUGAAGACUAAUGCUCGCAACUAAACGAUGCAUUUGUAAGGAAAGCAGCAGUUUCAGGGAUGGAGUGAGGCUAAUAACUACACACUGUAAACACCUGAACACUUACACACUCUGCCAUGUCACACUCUUACCUGGACACUCAAGUACCUGCACUCCUCCCACUUCUGUCCUCUUCUUUCUCUCUAUUUUCGUCUCCUUGUUCUUCUUGUCGUGUCUGUCUCUCGGUUCCAGUUGCUCCCUUUUCCUCUCGCCCAGACGUGAUUCUGAUUAUUUGUCCUUUGUCUAUGCUUGAGAUCCUGCCUCUUUCUCAGAGAAAAAGAAGAUAGAAUAUAUGAACCCCGAGUCCCUUUGUUCCUUCGGUUCCUCCUGAAUGUCUUUAGAAUAGCUGUGAUCAAAAAAGAAGAAAGAGAAUUAAAAAAAACACAUAAAGAGAACGCUUGUCAUUGAAAAUAAUGUGAAAAUAUGUGAAAUAAAAAAGAUGGUAAUUUACAAUUUCAAACACA